CAUGUCAUAAAAAUGUAGAAAAAAAGAUUCAAAAAAAUUUCACCUUCACUCUAAAACUCAUUUAAAAAUAUCUUUUCUUUUCUAAAUUCAAAAUUCUAAAUUUUUCGCCAGAUUUCCUUUUGACAUUGCAAAAGCAGUAAAAUGAGUAAAAGACCUUUAGGUCCCGGACCCGGCGCUUAUAUGCUGCCGCCGAAUGUCGGCUAUGAGAAUCACGAUGCACGUAAGCAACGUAUGCCACAGUAUUCGUUUGGCACGCGCUCAUACAGGCAUGAGAAACUAAUUGGCCCAGGACCGGGAGCCUAUAAGGUGGAUACUUUGACACGUUAUGGCAUAAGUCGUGGAAAUCAAUUUACGAUCCAGGGCAGAACAUAUGUGAAAGAGAAACGAUUUGGCCCAGGACCUGGUGCACAUGAUGUACACCUGAAGCCAUUCUUUAAGGGCACCGAUGCGCCAGCAUAUUCAAUGUCUUGGCGCACGGCCUAUAACUUCAAGAGCUCUACACCUGGCCCCAAUGCAUAUGGUGUAGAUGUGUCGCCAAUCAAACCCGGAUUUCCAGCAUACAGCAUGGGCAUGCGGUGUGGUAUAUCGGGUAAACAACAUUCUCCUGGACCAGCAGCUUAUGGUGCUGGAAAUCUAUCGGUGAAACUACCACGAAGUCCUGAGUAUUCUAUUGCCGGACGUAAUCCCUUCUAUUACAAACAAAUUGGCCCUGGUCCGAACUACUAUGAUCUAAUGUACUAUCGUCCCGGCAAAUCGGGACAAGCGUACUCGUUCGGUAUACGACACAACGACUUUGCGCCACCAAUGAUUGUUAAGUGUGAUAAUAUGUGAUUGCAAUAUUAAGAUGAAAUCAUAUUUAUUUAUUUUUUGGUACUUAUUUUAAAGAAAAAAGUUUUGCAAGUUUUACUAAAUUAUACAAUUGAUUAUAUAACAAUAAUAAAAUAAAUCGAAAUAA
Messenger RNA from Zeugodacus cucurbitae (melon fly), 955 nucleotides. Its product is annotated as outer dense fiber protein 3-B. The coding region runs from base 142 to 831 and encodes 229 amino acids. Gene Ontology annotation, cellular component: cytoskeleton. The transcript is spliced from 4 exons. The record is from RefSeq and is a predicted model, not a curated record. NCBI's taxonomy places the organism in Eukaryota, Metazoa, Arthropoda, Insecta, Diptera, Tephritidae.